AUGGCGCCGUCGGUCCGGCUGCUGCCGAACGUGGUGGAGAUUCAGGAGACCUUACACGCGCUCCUGUACCGCUCGUACGGUCUGCGGCUCGAGCAUUUCAUCGUAGAGGACGGCCACACGCGCAUGGCCUGCUGGGUCCCCGCCUCGCACGGAAAACCCGCCUACGACGACGGCGACGAUCACAACGACGCCGGCGACGACGGCGACUCUGUCGCCUCGCCGGCGACAGCCAGCGAGCGACGGAGUAGUGGCCGCAAGCCGCCAUUGCUACUGAUCCACGGCUUCGGCGCGUCGUCGCUGAACCACUGGAUAAAGCAGAUUCCGGUGCUGUCGCGGCACUUCGAGCUGUACAUUCCCAGCCUCGUCUACUUCUUCUCCUCCACCAGCGCGAGCGCAAAGCGCCGCGGAGAGUUCUUCCAGGCGGAAGCCAUGCUGGGGCUCAUGGACGCGCUCGGUAUAGAGCGGUGCCAAGUGGUGGGGCUCAGCUACGGGGGGAUUGUCGCGUACCGCAUGGCGACGCUUUCCCCGUCGCGCGUGGCGCGGCUGGCGGUGGCGGGAUCCGGCGUGAUGAUGAACCGCGCGGAGUACGACGCGCUCAUCGCGCGCUGGGGCGUGGACAGCACCGUGCCGCUCUUCCUUCCGCGCACGCCCGCGGAGCUGCUGCGCCUGAUCGGCAUGGCGCACCGGGAAACGCCGUACCUGCCUGAGUGGAUUCUCCAGGACGCUGUUGACCGCUUCUUUGAGAACAGGGAGGAGAAGGCGCAACUACUGGAGGACCUGUGCGAGCAGAGAGUGCAUGGAGACGCACACUACCCCGUGCCAACCAUGGAGACGCUGAUCGUGUGGGGAGAGGAUGACGCAGUGUUCCCCAUCUCCAUUGGUUACCGCAUGCACAACACCUGCCCCACUCUUCGCUUCCACCCGCCCACAAUCCCUAUCCGACCCACCCCCCUUCCUUCUCACUUCCCCUCUCUCGCUCCUUGCGCUCGCCCCGCUCCUUGCGCUCGCUGCUGCUUCCCUUUCCACAGGCACUUCGGACCGUGCAGUCGCCUGGAGGUGUUUGAAAAAGGCUCGCAUGCACUACAAGCGGACGACACUGCUCGCUUCAACCACACCAUCCUCACAUUCUUACUACAUGGCAACUCUCCCACCCACGCUCGCUCCUCCUCUCCUCCUGCUGCUGCCGCUGUUGAUGCUGCGCCUGCUGCGAUCUCGCCUGGUUUGCUGUCAGCGGGAGUGGUGGCAGUGGCAGCUGGUGCAGCAGCGUUGGCAGCAGGGGCUGUGGCUGCGAUAUCAGCAGCGACAGUAGUGCAAUAG
Closterium sp. Naga37s-1 is the source of this 1317-nucleotide messenger RNA. The record is from the annotation of a GenBank genome assembly. Lineage: Eukaryota; Viridiplantae; Streptophyta; Zygnematophyceae; Desmidiales; Closteriaceae.